Molecule: messenger RNA, 4161 nt
Organism: Anoplopoma fimbria (sablefish)
Lineage: Eukaryota; Metazoa; Chordata; Actinopteri; Perciformes; Anoplopomatidae
Gene: dnajc16l
Product: DnaJ (Hsp40) homolog, subfamily C, member 16 like
Exons: 15
Coding region: 234-2660 (808 amino acids)
Source: RefSeq, a predicted model, not a curated record
GUUAAUGCUUCACUGCGGUUAUGACGCUAACGAUUUACAAUGGCCUCAUCGUAGUAAAACACCAGUAUAUCGUCUCUAUUUAACCUAACAUUCACGAAGUCAGCGUACCAUAGCAUGUAAGCUCUUAUCUGGACACAUUGGUCCGUAACAGAGCAGCCGUGUGACAUUACUUCACCGGGCUAGCUCGGUGGCUAGCUAGCUAACGUUAGCGGUGGACGAGGACACCACCAGAGAUGACGCUUAGGAGGAUCCGCAGACAUCCUCGGGCAUGUCCACUCCUGCUCGCCGUCUUUCUGUUCGUUUUGAGUGAGCAGGUGGUGAGAGCAGCGUCUGAAUAUGACCCCUACAAAAUCCUGGGUGUCAGCAGGAGUGCCAGUCAAGCAGAAGUCAAAAGAGCAUACAAGAACCUUGCCAAAGAAUGGCACCCAGACAAGAACAAGGACCCUAAAGCUGAGGACAUGUUCAUCAAGGUUUCUAAGUCAUACGAGAUUCUGUCCAACGAAGAGCGAAGGUCCAACUUUGACCGCUAUGGACAGAUGGAUGAGAACCAGCCCUUUGGACAGUCACAGCAUCAAGGUUUCCGCGGCUUCCACAACAGCUUUUACUUUGAUGAGUCUUUCUUCCAUUUCCCCAGGUCCAGGGACUUUGCAGACAGCAAGUACCUCCUUCACCACGCACAGUUUAACAGCGAUGUCCUUCCAGACAGCUACAAGAGGCCGUACCUAAUCAAGGUGACCUCUGAGUGGUGCUUUGCGUGUAUCCACAUUGAGCCUGUGUGGAAGGAGACGGUGCUGGAGCUGGAGCCACUGGGUGUUGGCAUUGGCAUUGUGGACCUUGGUUAUGAGCGUCGCCUUGCCAACCAGCUGGGGGCUCACCGCGCUCCCUCCAUCAUUGGGCUGGUGAACGGUAGGGUGACCUUCUUCCAUCACGCUGUGGUACGAGAGCAUCUGCGACAGUUCAUUGAGGACCUGCUGCCCCAAAAACUGGUGGAAAAGAUCACAGAUGACAACUACCUGGCUUUUCUGGAUAGCUGGCCUGCGGAAAAUAAGCCCAGUGUUCUCUUGUUUGACCAAGUCCCCAUUGUUCCCCUACUCUAUAAAUUAACAGCGUUUGCCUUCAGAGACUAUGUAAGUUUCGGCUUCGUGGACCAGGGUGAAACACACAACACUCGGAUACUGCGGCAGUUCAACAUAAACACGUACGCCCCCACCAUGCUGCUGUUUAAGGAGGAUUCAGAAAAGCCUGUUGACAUCAUACAGGCCAGAGGGAUGAAGCGACAGAUCAUGGACGAGUUUGUCUCCAACAACAAGUUCCUGCAGGUGCCUCGCCUGGUCAACCAGCAGCUUUUUGAUGAGCUGUGCCCUGUCAAGCAGUUCCAUCGACGGAGGAAGUACUGUGUGCUGCUGAUCACAGGGGAGGACCAAGCCUUUCUUCCAGGCAAUAAGGCCUUCCUAGACUUCGCAUCAGUUAACAGAAAGGACGUGCUGCGCUUUGCAUACGUCUACCAGCGUCAGCAGCAGCCUCUCUGUCAGGCACUGCUCCAUAAUCAGGUUGCAGUCCCACCUCAGGUGGUGAUUCUUGAGAGGCGGAGCCAUGCUGGAAAGGUCAUGUACCGCUCAGUGAGUGGUGGCUGGAACGGCAGUGAGGAAGACAAGUACCGCCUGCACGAACAGCUGGAACUCCUUCAGAAAGACCCCACCUACCUGAGCUCAGACGCCACCCUGCCAGAGCUCAACAACGAGAUGGCCCCUAUUUUUAUUAUUCAGUGGAUCAAUGCAGCCUACGAUUACAUCGUUCAAAUAUAUGAUGACCUUCUUUACUCAAACUGGCGAGAGAUGAUGCCCAUACUGUCGCUGAUCUUCUCCGCUCUCUUCAUUCUUUUUGGCACCGUCAUCAUUCAGGCCUUCAGUGAGCCAGGUGAGAGCAAACCCCGGAAACCAAAGCCAAAGGAGCCACCACAAACCGAGGAAGAUGCAUCAAGUCGAGCCAGCACUUCAAGCCGUCCUCCUAAGAAGGACUUUGUGGAAGUGACGGAGCUGACGGACAUCACGUACAUCAGCAACCUGGUCAAGCUGAGGCCCGGCCACAUCAACGUAGUGCUGGUGCUCACCAACGCCUCCAAGAAUGCUCUGCUCAGGAAAUUUGCCAAGGAGGUUUUUUCUUUCUCUGGGACUCAGACUCUCCACUUCUCCUUCCUCAACGCUGAUAAGCACCGCCACUGGAUGCCAUCACUCGUUCGCUCAACCGCUGACGCUAUGCAGAGCGAGGGCCAUUCGGACGAGGACGAGGAGUCUCCAGACUACGCUGGCCACGUCCUGGCCCUCAACGGCCACAAGAAAUACUUUUGCCUCUUUAGACCCGUCUUCACAGGGGACGAUCCCAACGACUCCUCAUCUGAGACCUCGUUCUCCUCUGACAGCAGGAGAAAGUCCCGGUCCAGGUCCAGGUCCAGCUCCCACUCUCGAUCCAGAUCCCAUUCCAGGGAGGAUGGGGCAGGACCCAAGAGGGGCUCCAGUAGGGCCACCAGCAUAGAAGUCCACCAUAAGCUUGACAGGCUGGGACUGUGGAUGGAGAGGCUAAUGGAGGGCACGCUACCCAGAUUACAGGUCCCUGCAUGGCCCUCCCUUGGUCAAACCACUAACUCCUUCACAGAGAGCUGAGGUCAAAGUAAAAAAAGAUUGAAUGGUAGGAGAUACACGUUGUGGUUCUGUGUCCUGAUUACGUUCUUCAGCAGAAAAAAAAAAGAAAAGCAGAACUACGUUGCAGUUUUCAAAUCAUUAUUUCAUUUCUCUUUCGAAGAGGUAGGUUCCUGCAGUGAACUGUUGCAACCUAUUUACAGAAUUAUUUUAUCUGUUAAAUGGUGAGAAGCAGGUGAAAAUUGAGGGCAUAGAGUAGUGUGCUACCACAAACCUUUAAAAUGUGCAUAUUGUAGCAAAGGUACAAAGUAUGCACUGCAUGAUGCUGCUUCAUGUUUUCUGUACAGACCGACAGAAGGAGGAAAAAGCAGACUCAAUAGGAAAACAACAAACGCUGUAGUACAUACAUACAUACAUACAUAGUCAAUCUUCACACACCUAGAGAUCAUGUUGAAGGUUGUGUACUUAUCCCCCACAAACAGCCAAUAAGCAUCAUGGAACAGACGAAGGCUGUAGCUAGCUGUGUGUGUUACAGAUUAACUCUUCGUUUGUUUUCCUCUCUUUUUAUCUCUUGCCUCAGUAAGUUCAUUAUGAUAUCAUACAGCUCGGAAAAAGUGCAAUUGUUUCGCUCCACUUAAGUCCCUUGAACCACCUAGAGCCUCUUAAAUUUGCUUUCAGCCUGAAACCAUUGUUUCGGUUGAUAGCCCCCUAUCAUGAGUUAUUACUUGGCAGUAGUUUUAUUAAUAAUAAAGACUUGGAAACUGAGCCUGAUUAAGUAAGUUUAUAGAAGAAUAUUUGUCUUUUUUACUUUUAGGAGCCUUCAGUUGAACUUGAUUAUUGACCACCUUUGUUUGCUGUUGGAUGGAUCUGACGACCGUUUUUAUUCUAGGAAUUGAGACGGACAAUAAUCAACUCGCAUAACACAAUUAACAUUUUAGUAUAUUUUAAAAUAUGGUUCAUGAUUCAAUAGGAUUCUUCCUGGUGUUUUCAGCUCAGACCAAAUUUCUAUGUCUUGCUGCUGUUUGUUUAGGGAUUCAACAUUAAAUAUGCUACCAGCCAAGUUACUGAUAAAGCUAAAUAUCAUCUUGAGUAAGUGGUGCCCAAAAGGUUAAAAUCUGACUUUUUGUCUUUACACUUGCUGUUUUAUUUGGGACUGGUUUCACUUUUUUUUAAAAGUUCAUGUAGAUUGUCUGAAUCAGGGUUAAAGGAUAAAUCAUAACCUAUAUAUACUUGCCCUUUUUUUAAGCCUGUGCCAUUAAACCACUGUAAAUGUCAAUGCAUGGAAUAUGUAGACCUAAAAUCACUAAAACAGUGAAUUUGCACUGGCAGCUGAAAUGCUUCACCUCGUCUCUCUCCUCUUACUCUGUAGUUGAAUAAUAAUUUGCUGCUCAACAAAUAAUAUUUGCAGUACACUGUAACCUGUAUUCCUUAUUUACUUCUUGUAUGCCCUUUGAUCUUCAUUUGUGUCGAUAUUAAGUGUAAAUUAUUAAAAUAAACUCCUUUUAAAACCGGUUAUUUAUUAAAA